AUGUCCGAUCGUUUGGGGCAAAUAACCAAGGGCAAGGAUGGGAAAAGCAAGUAUUCGACUCUCAGCCUGUUUGAUAAGUAUAAAGGAAAAUCAGUAGACGCGGUCAGAUCCUCAGUUAUUCCUCGACAUGGCUUACAGAGUCUCGGGAAAGUUGCCACAGCCCGGCGUAUGCCGCCACCUGCAAACCUGCCAAGCUUGAAGUCUGAAAACAGAGGAAACGACCCCAACAUCGUUAUAGUUCCCAAGGACGGAACGGGAUGGGCAAACAAGCAGGAUCAGCAAGACCCAAAGAGUUCCAGUGCGACGGGCUCUCAGCCGCCGGAGUCGCUGCCGCAGCCGGGUUUGCAGAGGCCUGUCUCCAGCUUACAGAAGCCGACACAGUCGAGCAGCCAGGAGAACACAAAUUCAGUGCCAGGUGGACCAAAGUCAUGGGCACAGCUGAAUGGAAAGCCAGCAGGACACGAAGGUGGUUUAAGGGGCUCAAGCCGACUGUUAUCCUUCUCUCCCGAGGAAUUUCCGACGCUGAAAGCAGCUGGAGGGCAGGACAAGGCUGGCAAAGAAAGGGGCGUCUUAGAUCUGUCGUAUGGGCCAGGACCAAGCCUCCGCCCUCAGAAUGUGACAAGCUGGAGGGAGGGCGGUGGGCGAAACAUAAUUUCUGCCACGUCUCUGAGCGCCUCCCCGACUGAGCUGGGCAGCAGGAACUCGAGUGCGGGAGACGGAGCCCCCUCCUCGGCAUGCACCAGCGAUUCUAAGGACCCCUCUCUCCGCCCGGCUCAGCCUGUCCGCAAAGGGGCUUCACAGUUCAUGGGAAAUGUAUACCACCCACCUACAUACCAUGACAUGCUUCCUGCUUUUAUGUGUUCGCCACAGUCAUCAGAGAACCAGGGUACCGUGGAACGAGGACCUUUCCCCCUCCCCCAGCUCCGUCUUGAGCCCCGUGUCCCUUUUAGACAGUUCCAGAUGAAUGACCAAGAUGGCUGGGCCAGGAUGACCUCCGACUGGAGGAAGCCCCCCCCACCCCUCGCCCCGUGUGUGGCGCUCUUGGUGCUCUUGGCGCUGCUGAGUCUUGGCUUUGCCCGUUCUCCCUGGCCCUCCCCGGUUACAGGUCUUCAUGAGGAAGUGGACUACUCCGAGAAACUGAAGUUCAGUGAUGAUGAAGAGGAGGAGGAAGUUGGGAAGGACGGCAGGCCCAAGUGGAACAGUUGGGACCCCCGACGGCAGCGGCAGUUGUCAAUGAGCUCCGCGGACAGUGCUGAUGCUAAGCGUCCCCAAGAGGAAGGAAAGGACUGGGGUGAAGCCGUGGGUGUGGCCCGUGUUGUCCGCAAAGUGCCAGAACCUCAGCCACCUUCUAGGAAGCUUCACAGCUGGGCAUCUGGCCCAGACUACCAGAAGUCCUCGCUGGGCAGCGUGUUCCGGCAACAGUCUGUCGAGGACAAAGAGGACAAGCCACCUCCACGGCAGAAGUUUGUGCAGUCAGAGAUGUCCGAGGCCGUGGAACGAGCCCGAAAGCGCCGGGAGGAGGAGGAGCGCCGAGCACGGGAGGAGAGGCUGGCUGCCUGUGCCGCCAAGCUCAAGCAGCUGGACCAGAAGCGUAAGCAGGCUCAGAAGGCGGGCGAGGCCCCGAAACCGGCAGAGAAGGAAGUGCCCCGAUCUCCAGGCACCGAGAAGGUGCCCCCACAGGAGAAUGGCCCUGCUGUCCGCAAAGGCUCCCCUGAGUUUCCUGCCCAGGGAACCCCCAACACGUUUUCAGAAGAAGCCCCCGCGGCUCCUCCAGCUGUGGCUCAGAGUGGCGGCAGUGAGGAGGGCGCCAGGGAGGCUGGGUCCCCUGCACAGGAGUUCAGCAAGUACCAGAAGUCUCUUCCUCCCAGAUUCCAGCGCCAGCAACAGCAGCAACAGCAGGAGCAGCUAUAUAAGAUGCAGCACUGGCAGCCCGUGUACCCCCCACCUUCCCACCCACAGCGCACUUUCUACCCCCACCACCCCCAAAUGCUGGGCUUCGAUCCCAGGUGGAUGAUGAUGCCUUCCUACAUGGACCCACGGAUCCCGCCCACUCGGGCCCCAGUGGAUUUCUACCCGUCCGCCCUCCAUCCCUCGGGACUGAUGAAACCCAUGAUGCCCCAAGACUCCCUCGGUGGGACUGGCUGUCGCUCUGAGGACCAGAACUGCGUGCCCCCGCUGCAAGAGAGGAAAGUGGCCGCCCUCGAUCCGGCCCCCGUGUGGAGCCCAGAGGGCUACGUGGCGUUGCAGAGCAAAGGCUACUCGCUUCCGCAGCCGAAAUCAAACGACGCUUUGGCCGUGGACAUGCACGUCAGAGGAUCCCCAGCUGCUACGCCUCCAGGUGGCCCGCUGAGGCCACCAGCAGCCCCCGCGUUCUUCACUCUGGACUCCAGGGGCCGCCGACCAAUCCAUGGCCCAGCAGCUCUGAGACGCUUCAUUGAGGUCCUGACCAAGAAGCAGCGCCGUCUGCUGGAAGAAGAGAGGAGGAAGAAGGAGCAGGCCGUGCAGGUGCCUGUCAAGGGUCGAGGUCUUUCCUCCCGUAUUCCUCCUCGGUUUGCUAAAAAGCAGAACAACUUGUGCCUGGAGCAGGGUGAUGUGACCGUGCCUGGCAGCAGCCUGGGCACGGAGAUCUGGGAGAGCAGCGGCCAGGCCCUGCCCGUCCAGGCCCCGGCCAGCGACUCCUGGACUAAAGCCGCAACUGCCUUCAACAGCGCCGAGCCUGGCUCCGCCGAGCAGGGUUUUAAGAGCAGCCAGGGGGAUAGCGGCGUUGACCUGAGCGCCGAGUCUCGGGAGUCGUCUGCAACAUCCUCCCAGCGCAGCUCCCCGUAUGGCACUCUGAAGCCGGAGGACAUGAACGGGCCUGGCCUGGAGCCCAAGGCUGACGGCCACAAGGAGCAGGCCCAGAAGCAGCCCGAGCCAAAGGACUCAGAUCAAGGCUCAGGACAGAGCAAGGAGCACAGACCGGGACCCAUUGGCAAUGAGCGCUCUCUGAAAAACAGGAAGGGCUCAGAGGGGGCUGAGCGGCUGCAGGGAGCCGUCGUCCCGCCCGUUAACGGGGUGGAGAUUCACGUGGACUCUGUGCUGCCGGUGCCGCCCAUUGAAUUUGGAGUCAAUCCAAAAGACUCGGAUUUCAGCUUGCCACCUGGCUCUGCCUCUGGUCCUGCAGGGAAUCCGGUCGUCAAACUUCAGGACGCCUUGGCCAGUAACGCUGGGUUAACACAAAGUAUUCCCAUCCUCCGGCGUGAUCAUCACAUCCAGAGGGCCAUCGGCCUCUCCCAAAUGUCCUUCCCCACCGCCGACCUCACCCUGAAGAUGGAGUCCGCACGCAAGGCUUGGGAAAAUUCACCCAGUUUGCCAGAGCAGAGCUCCCCGGGAGGCGCGGGCUCGGGAAUCCAGCCCCCGUCCUCUGUGGGCGCCUCCAACGGCGUCAGCUACAGCUCGUUCGGCGGAGUUUCCAUGCCGCCCAUGCCCGUGGCCUCCGUAGCACCCUCUGCUUCUCUUCCAGGCAGCCACUUGCCACCUCUGUACCUGGACGGCCACGUGUUUGCAGGUCAGCCUCGGCUGGUUCCUCAGACGAUACCUCAGCAGCAGAGUUACCAGCAGGCUGCCGCUGCCCAGCAGAUCCCGAUUUCCCUUCACACGUCUCUGCAGGCUCAGGCCCAGCUUGGACUGAGGGGCGGGCUCCCCGUCUCCCAGUCUCAGGAGAUCUUCAGCUCCUUACAGCCCUUCAGAUCUCAGGUGUACAUGCACCCCAGCCUGUCACCGCCCAGCACCAUGAUCCUCUCUGGAGGCACGGCCCUGAAGCCUCCCUACUCGGCCUUCCCAGGCAUGCAGCCCUUGGAGAUGGUGAAGCCCCAGUCCGGCUCCCCCUACCAGCCCAUGAGCGGAAACCAAGCCCUGGUCUACGAGGGCCAGCUCGGCCAGGCUGCUGGCCUGGGUGCCUCGCAGCUGUUGGACUCCCAGCUUCCACAGCUGACGAUGCCGCUGCCUGGCUCCCAGCUGCCUCUGCCUCGGUACGGCUCCGGGCAGCAGCCCCUGAUUCUGCCACAGUCCAUCCAGCUGCCACAGGGGCAGAGCCUCUCCGUCGGGGCUCCCCGACGAAUCCUUCCACCUGGGUCCCAGCCUUCGGUCCUUAACACCAGCAGAGAGUCCUCUCAGAUGGAGAUGAAGGGCUUCCACUUUGCCGACAGUAAACAGAAUGUUCCUUCAGGAGGCUCCGUGCCAUCGCCGCAGACUUACAGGCCUAGCUCUGCUAGCCCCAGUGGGAAGCCCUCUGGAUCAGCAGUUAACAUGGGCUCUGUGCAGGGACACUACGUUCAACAGGCCAAACAACGAGUGGAUGAAAAACCCAGCUUGGGAGCUGUGAAACUCCAGGAGGCCCCCUCGGCCGCCUCCCAGAUGAAGAGAACCGGAGCAAUCAAGCCUCGGGCGGUCAAAGUGGAGGAGAGCAAGGCCUGA
Molecule: messenger RNA, 4455 nt
Organism: Puma concolor (puma)
Lineage: Eukaryota; Metazoa; Chordata; Mammalia; Carnivora; Felidae
Source: RefSeq, a predicted model, not a curated record